AUGUCUUCUAGUAGAGGUACCCCAACAGGAAGAAACGGUGGAACUGGAUCCACUGGUUCUACUAAUGCUUCUCCAUUUAUCAAACAUGAUAGAAACAGAAGAAACUUUUUAAGAGCAAAGCUAUCGAAUAAAGAUGUUAGUAAUGGAAGCAUUGUUAAGAAAGAAGACCCAGACUUACAAGAAAAGAGAGACCAUGACUUAUUAAAAGGUGUCGAGAAUAGAACCAAUAAAAUAAAUAUCAAAGUUAAAGGUGAAGACAACGAAGUAUACAACGAAUUUCCAUUAAGAGCAAUUUCAAAAGAAAAUUUAGAAAAUAUGAGAACCCAUUUAUUGAAGUUUCAAAGUAAAAAAGUGAUUAAACCAUUAAAUGAUUUUCAUUUGCCAAUUAGAUUGCAUAGAAAAGAUACAAGGAAUUUACAAUUUCAAUUGACAAGAGCAGAAAUUGUUCAAAGACAAAAAGAAAUCAUGGAAUACAAAAAGACACAGCAAGCCGGUGGCAAUACCAAUGCAAACCAAAACUUUAAUGCAAAGUCAUAUUCAACUAAAAAUAAACACGGUAGUGGAGUUCAAGAUUCUGUUGCAAACAAAAGUAACAAUACGAAGACUUAUGAUGCAUCUACUCCUGUAGCAGAUUCAACUAUUAAAACUGAACCACAGACAACCACUAAUUUGGCAGAUGAUGUAAAACCAUUGAUUGAAAAUUCAGAUGUUAAACAAGAACCAACAACUGAAUUGAACAAUCUUCAAAAUGACGCUCAAGGCAAAGUACAAGAUUCGACACCAACUUCAGUAGACAUUAACGGCAGUACUACCAAGAUGAUUACUAAAUUGGAAGAAGCUGGUAUUGCAGAAGAUCCAACGAAAGUAGGAAUGGUGAGAUAUGACGGUGAAGAGAGAGUACAAGAAAAAGAUCAAUUCGAAGAAGGUACCGUCGAUCCAUUAGCUGAUAUUGCCCCAGAUGGUGGUGGCCGUGCCAAGAGAGGUAAUUUGAGAAGAAAAACAAGACAAAUUAAGGUUUUAGACGAAAAUGCUAAGAAGUUAAGAUUUGAAGAAUUUUACCCUUGGGUCAUGGAAGAUUUCGACGGUUACAAUACAUGGGUAGGUUCUUAUGAGGCUGGUAACUCUGAUUCAUAUGUUUUAUUAAGUGUUGAAGAUGAUGGUAGUUUUACCAUGAUCCCAGCUGAUAAAGUUUACAAAUUUACUGCAAGAAAUAAAUAUGCUACUUUAACAAUUGAAGAAGCUGAGAAGAGAAUGGAUAAAAAAAGUGGUGAAGUUCCACGUUGGUUAAUGAAGCAUUUGGAUAAUAUUGGUACAACAACAACAAGAUACGAUAGAACAAAGAGAAGACUGAAAGCAGUUGCCGAUCAACGUAGAAGUAUUGAAGGAAGUGAAAGUGAACACGACGACAAUUCUGAAGUUGAAUUAGAUUAUGAUGAAGAAUUUGCUGAUGAUGAAGAAGCUCCAAUUAUUGACGGUAAUGAGCAAGAGAAUAAAGAAUCUGAAAAAAGAAUAAAAAAAGAAAUGUUACAAGCCAAUGCAAUGGGCCUACGUGAUACCGAAGAAGUCCCAGAUGAAUUAAACAAAGAGGAUGAUUUGUUUACAGAAAAGAAAAUGGAUGAAGAAGGUGAAAGAAUGAAAAAAGCAUUACAAAAGACAGAACUGGCCGCAUUGUACUCAGAUGAUGAUGGUGAGAUUAAUCCUUAUUUGUCCGAAUCAGACAUAGAGAAACAAGAUAAGGAAAAUGAAAAAGAUAAAGAAAAGGAAAAUGAAAAGGGAAGUAAUGAAGGAUCACCUGUUAAGAAGGAAAAUAGUGAAGAAAGUAAGAUUUCAAAGAGAGCAUCUCCUAAAAAGAGUAGAAAGACAAAUAAGGAGUCUAAUGAACCACAAAUUAUAAUCAAGAGUAUCAAAGAUUGUGUCAUUGUCUUAAAAGCUAACAAGAAAGUAUUAGAAAAUUUUGCCCCAGGUGAAUGGAAUCCUGAAGUCUCAAAGCGUAAGAGAGAAGAGAUGGAAUUAAACAGAGAUGCUGUUGACAGUAAUGGAAAUCUUGAAAAUGAUGAAUCUGAAUUACCAGCUGCUAAAAAAAUCAAGACAGAAGAUUCAAGUGAUGUACCAAUUAUUACUGAACAAGAUAUAAUGGAUGCUAUUGGUGAUGGUAAGGUAAAUGUCAAGGACUUUGGUAAAUCUAUUAGAAAGAAAUAUCCAGGUUCUGCUAACAAAAAGUUGAUGUUUGCUAUCGUAAAAAAAUUGUGCAGAAAAGUGGAUAAUGAACAUAUGGAAUUAAAAAAUAAGCCAGCUGGAAAUUAA
Tetrapisispora phaffii CBS 4417 is the source of this 2304-nucleotide messenger RNA. RefSeq names its product transcription factor IIF subunit TFG1 (gene TFG1). Lineage: Eukaryota; Fungi; Ascomycota; Saccharomycetes; Saccharomycetales; Saccharomycetaceae. The record is from RefSeq and is a predicted model, not a curated record. Gene Ontology annotation, molecular function: RNA polymerase II general transcription initiation factor activity; TFIIF-class transcription factor complex binding; DNA binding. The transcript has a single exon. Gene Ontology annotation, biological process: positive regulation of transcription elongation by RNA polymerase II; transcription initiation at RNA polymerase II promoter. The coding region runs from base 1 to 2304 and encodes 767 amino acids. Gene Ontology annotation, cellular component: nucleus; transcription factor TFIIF complex.